This is a messenger RNA of Trichoderma harzianum CBS 226.95, 1263 nucleotides long. RefSeq lists its product as hypothetical. Gene Ontology annotation, molecular function: flavin adenine dinucleotide binding; electron-transferring-flavoprotein dehydrogenase activity. NCBI's taxonomy places the organism in Eukaryota, Fungi, Ascomycota, Sordariomycetes, Hypocreales, Hypocreaceae. The transcript has 4 exons. Gene Ontology annotation, cellular component: cytoplasm. The record is from RefSeq and is a predicted model, not a curated record. Bases 1 to 1263 code for a protein of 420 amino acids.
AUGGGUUCGAUUCCGGAUACUGCCCCUGUCGUUAGGGUCUUUAUUGCUGGUGGUUCUUAUGCUGGCCUCUCUACGGCUGUCAACUUGCUUGAUCUGGGUGAUGGCUUGUCACCGCGCAUGGCACGUGAGGAGUAUACACACCACCCUAGUGUUCCGAAAGUGAACUUCCAAAUCACUAUUGCUGAUGAGAGAGAUGGCUACUAUCACUUGAUCGGCUCUCCAUUGGCUCUGGCAGAGUCAGAAUACGCAAAGAAGGCCUGGGUCCAGUUCCAAGAUCUCCCUGCUCUGCAAGUCCCCAACGUCCAAUUCGUCCAGGGCUCAGUGUCAAGCGUUGAUUGCGAUGCCAAGACAGCAACUGUUGUCGAUAGCAUCACAAAAGAGCCCGCCACUCACCAAUACGACUACUUCGUCACCGCUACAGGCUUGAGGAGGGUGUGGCCUGUCGUGCCCCAGUCUUUGACUCGAAAGCAAUACCUUCUUGAAGUUGAGGCGCAAAUCAAGGCUCUUGAUGGGGCCAAGGAUGGCAUUCUCAUUGUCGGUGGCGGUGCUGUUGGCAUUGAGAUGGCUGCCGAGCUGAAGCAUGUGAAGCCUCAUCUCAAGGUGACUUUGGCGCACUCACGAGACAAGCUCUUGUCAUCCGAGCCGCUGCCCGACGAAUGCAAGGACAAGGCUUUGGACUUGGUCAAGGAAACUGGUGUCGACGUGUUGAUGAGCCAUCGCUUGGCCUCUUCUACAAAGGUCGAAUCCCCUGAUGGCUCAUCGAGAUAUGAGGUCGAAUUUACGAAUGGACAUAAAAUGACUGCUAGCGCGGUCGUCAUGGCUCUCUCCAAGAGCAUCUCGACGGCUUCAUAUCUCCCUUCGUCGGCCACCGAUUCCGAAGGUCUCGUCAAGAUCGUGCCCAAUAUGAGCUUCGACCCUAGCACCCCUAACGCCACAUCCCAUUUCUGCGCCGGCGACGUAGCCAAAUGGUCCGGCAUCAAGCGCUGCGGCGCCGCCAUGCACGGUGGACACCUCGUUGCGAACAACAUUCACCAGCUGGUACUGCAGCAGGUUGCGCAGCACCAGCCCAAGUUCCAGGAACUGCCGGAGAUUCCGCCCAUGAUUGGGUUGGCGGUGGGCAAGAAUGCUGUUGCGUAUGGACCGGAUGAGGGCGUUAUUUCGGGUCCUGAGGUGAUGCAGGCAUAUUUCAGGGAUGACUUGGGCUGGGGAAUUUGCUGGGAUUGGAUGCAGCUGGGAGGCCGAAAGUCGGAAGCCAAGGCGUAG